UUGGCGCUGUCAUGUGCCGCUCUGAUGUAACGAAACCGCGAGGUUUUCCGUGUUCUUGCUGAUAAAAACGUGUUGAAAGUGAAAUUUCAGUCUUUUUAGUUGGUUCCAACGAACAUGGUGGUCUGCCUUUGGCAGCGAAGGAGUUAGACUUUCUCCCUAUCACAAAUCGGGUGACGGGGCUAGCCGGAAUUGAUAGCGCGGUCUAUGGAUUUUUCGGUUCCACAAACACUUGGCGCAAUCGAUUGUAAUUCAAUUAGGGCGCAGCAGGCGUAUGCUUUAAUCAACGCGCCGAAAAUUCUACCAGCCUUCAAUUGUUGACAACGAAGCAGCCUGUGGAGAGGUCGACGAGAGUGCGUGAAGCAAGCAGUGCUCGGAUCAAAGCUGAGUGGCCAGGAACCCCCACUUCCAAUCCGAACGGUGCUAGUGUGCUGAGGCGGAACACGAUGAAGAAGCGGAAUAGUCCUGCACCUUCCGCGGCAGUGGCGGACGGUGGCAUUGGCAGUGAAUCGGCCCCCUCUCUGCACGCCUCGCAGCACUCGUUGGCGGUCAAUGAGUUUAAGUUCAUCAACGAGCGGCCAGUCGACGAUAUCUCGCUUAACUUUUUCUACAAACCGCACACGAUCACCCUGCUGGCCGUAUCGAUAUUUGGUGUGAUGUACUUCGCCUUCGUACGGGACCAGUCCGAUAUUCAAGAGAAUAUUUGGGCGGGCAUGGUUUGCGUUAUCUUCUUCUUUCUGAUCAUCUCCGUACUCGCCUUCCCAAAUGGACCCUUCACCCGGCCCCAUCCGGUCGUCUGGCGAAUGCUGUUCGGUCUGUCGGUGCUGUAUCUGAUGUUUCUGCAAUUCCUCAUGUUCCAAGACUAUAAAUCGAUCAUGGGAAUAAUCUACUGGUUUGAUCCGAAGCUUCGAGACUUUCACAUCGACAGUGAAAAGCAAUACGCCACCAACUGUUCGGAUAUGUCGUUCGAGCGUAUCUGGUCGCACGUGGAUGUGUUCGCAUGGGGCCAUUAUCUCGGAUGGGCCUUCAAAGCUGUGCUCAUCCGCCACAUGGGCAUCCUAUGGGCGAUCUCGGUGAUGUGGGAAAUCACGGAAAUCACGUUUGCCCAUCUGCUGCCCAACUUCGCCGAAUGCUGGUGGGACGCGAUGAUACUGGAUGUGCUACUGUGCAAUGGUUUCGGUAUCUGGUGCGGGCUAAAGAUCUGCAAACUGCUCGAGAUGCGCGAGUACAAGUGGGCAAGCAUACGAGAUAUUUCGUCCACUACGGGCAAGCUGAAACGUGCGGUCCUGCAGUUCACCCCGGAAAGCUGGGCCCCAGUACGGUGGCUUGAUCCGAAGUGUACCUAUAUGCGCUUUCUGGCCGUCUCCCAGUUGGUACUGCUGUGGCAGUUAACAGAGCUGAACACCUUCUUCCUGAAGCAUAUCUUUGAAAUGCCACCAUCACAUCCGGUAGUAAUAGGGCGGCUUGUGUUUGUCGGCCUUUUUACUGCCCCAUCGGUCCGGCAGUACUACAUCUAUGUAACCGAUACGCGCUGCAAGCGACUGGGUACCCAGUGCUGGGUUUACAUUGCCAUCCUGGUGUCAGAGGCGAUCCUUUGUAUCAAAAAUGGCAAGGAGCUGUUUGAAAGGACACAGGUGAAGAACAUUCUGGUGUGGCUGCUCAUACAGGCCGUCCUCUCGGUGCUAUUCGUCUAUGGUUGCAUGCUGUGGCAUCGAUACGUUGGUGAGGAAGAUUCGAGGGAUGGUUCACCGGUGAAGCAACCGAGUCGCACGUUUAAAGAUUCUGCCAUAGUGUCCGGAGAUUCCAAAGGCAGCAAGAGUGGUGAUGGUACACCGACGGUCAAAAGCUCACCAAAGACUACGCCCACCAAAAAAGCUGGAUCCCAGCUAGCCUCUGCUGCUGCUGCUGCUCCUGCUGCAGCGCAAAGUGGCUCACGCCGGGAACACUUUGACUAGGUACAAAACCGCGCCAAGUACAAUCGACCUCCUUGACUGCUCUCUCGUGCUCGGUUUCCUACUUCCCACGGGAAAGAGACCACCCCAUGCCGUCCCCGCCCUAUCAGCCGGGACACACGAUGGCACCAAAUUUUGCUUCGAAGGGAGAUCGAGAAUGUUGGAGAAGCUAGUAAAGAGCUGUCGAAUAGUAACUAAGUACAUCAUAAGGUUGGCGGUGUGUGCGAGAGUAUGCAUGUCCUUUGAGGAUUCUUUCCUUUCCAUAUCUUUUCCCAAACUUUUCACGUAACUUACAUUGUCUCACACUCUCCUAGAGGUACGGUUUGGAAUGAUAAUCAUGUAGUAUGCAACUUAGCUCAUGCUACUACUUUAUCUUGUAGCUCUGCACUGCUCAACGCUUCUUCAUUUGCACUUGCACUAGCGUGGUACAAGUUUUAAUGUAUGAUUUAAAGCACCCCGCUGUGCGCACAUUUGCGUCAUUGCCGCCAGUCUUUAUGCCCUACUGCACCCACAAGAAUGCCCUUCGGUCUAUGUGCAUGCGUUCCUAUUCUAAUACGUUGAGGUCAAAAGGCUGAAACAGGCGCGAGAAAGACGAGAGCUGUACCAGCUCCAACUUGCUGUAAGGUUAGGUAGGGUAUGAUACUAGUAGGUAAGUGUAUGAUACUAGUACGGUGUGGGUGAGAACCGUAACCGUAGGUUUGUUAGGUAGGAUAUCUAGGCGACCAAGUAGAGCGCGCCAGCUAAGACUAGCUAGUCAUCGUCCGCUGCGUUAGUGGAGGCCGACGAAGAAGUUGGUGCGAUCCAUGGUGGAUAUAGUGAUGGUGGGAAUAUGCCAGCGAUGGAUGGAUUGUGGUGGUCGAAUUAAAUUAACUCUAAUACGACUGCUACUCGCGUGCGAUUCUUCCUUUCAACCACUCUAGAUAGCUUACACGUUCAUCGCGUUCGUGCAACAUCACUAUAUCCAUUGUUUGAUUAACUUUAACAAACAGCAUUAAUAGGGCACCCAAUAGCGAAUAAACCACCAACGCUCUAUCCUUCCUACGCCGAUCUUUCCACGGUCCAUCCACGAAGCAGCGGCAGAGACAGCUACGACGUAGCGGCGCUCUGCUCAGCAGUUUGGUUCGCACCGGGCGUUGUGUUAGGCUAAAUACGAAAAUCUCUCUAGUCAAUAAGUAAUGGUGACUAGCUGCAAAGAAGGAGGAUGUAGACACUGCCGCUGAAACACAGGGCAAGGGGGUCUCGCAACUUACGCCAUCCACCAAAAGAUUCUUGUGUACAGUUCCGUACACUAAGAAUAACGAUUCUAGGACAAUGUUUAAUCAUAAUAAGAUGCUGCUGCUAUGCGCGUUAGGACGAUCCCGCGACCAGGGAUUUUAGUCUUUUGUUGGUUUGAAUGUUUCUUUUUUGUUUGUUAGCUUGUUAGCAAGUUUUCUCUGGUUCGAUAGCUGCUCUGGCUGUAAAAUGACUUUGUUCCUUUGUAAACACAGGAUCACGAGAAUCAGGCGAGAACGAGCAUGACGAGAACAGAGAGCUGGUAAUAAAGCAAAAAUAUGGUGUGUACCAUUUCUGCGCACUGUGCGAGUGCGGCGGUCGUGAACAU
This is a messenger RNA of Anopheles darlingi, 3549 nucleotides long. It is a transcript of the gene l(3)77CDf, whose product is annotated as phosphatidylserine synthase. NCBI's taxonomy places the organism in Eukaryota, Metazoa, Arthropoda, Insecta, Diptera, Culicidae. Gene Ontology annotation, molecular function: L-serine-phosphatidylethanolamine phosphatidyltransferase activity. The transcript is spliced from 7 exons. Gene Ontology annotation, biological process: phosphatidylserine biosynthetic process. Bases 444 to 1952 code for a protein of 502 amino acids. The record is from RefSeq and is a predicted model, not a curated record.